Oppiella nova is the source of this 1038-nucleotide messenger RNA. NCBI's taxonomy places the organism in Eukaryota, Metazoa, Arthropoda, Arachnida, Sarcoptiformes, Oppiidae. The record is from the annotation of a GenBank genome assembly.
AUGACUUCUCACUUAUUCAUGAGUAUAUGCAAUGCAAAAGUGGAGAUCCAGUCCCUGUUUGUGCCGCGAUUUGUGGAGAACGGCACCGAAGACUCAAUAAUACUCGACUGUCUCUACACUCUGGACCCCAAUGAGGACAGCAAUCUUGUGGUCAAAUGGUUCCUAAACGACGAUCCGGAGCCUAUCUAUCAGUGGAUACCGGAGCUGAAGGCACGGCACGCCUCCAAACGACUUCAGGGCAGAAUCAAUAUGGACUUCACCGUCAAUACUGCCGACCCCUUAACCCAAUACCGGGCCCUCAAUAUACUGCGGCCGACCAUUGAUUUAAGCGGAAAAUACUCGUGUCAUGUGUUGUCCCUAUCAUCGCAGGACUCGGAGGAAGAGACUAUGAUUGUAUACGCUCCGCCAAAAAGUUUUGACUUCAAUUACACGCGAAACAAAGAUACAGAAAAUCAAUUAGCAUUGCGUACACGAAAGGGCGCACAUCAGUGGCACUACAGCCAAGACGGACAUCCGGGUCACUCAGCGCUGGGAUCGACAGCACCCGACGGCCACUACGGCGACUACAAUCAGCACCAACACCAACACCUACCACAACACCAGCACUCACCGCACGACCGGGACCAACAGGACCGGGAUAUGCCGCCUGAAUGGCAGCCUACCAGUGCCACCCUAAGCUGUCAAGUGCGGGACGUGUUCCCGGUGCCCGAAAUGACUAUAUAUCGCGUCAGUGACGACGACAGUAAGACUCAGGUGUUGACCGAAAUCGUGCAAAAGAUCGACCGCAACGCCAACGGCGCCUACAAUGUGACCAUCACUAGUGAUAUUAGAGACUAUGAACUCAUUGAGACGUAUGGCAGCCAUCGCAGCAAUUAUGAGUGUCUCCUCUUAUUGCCCGACGGAUCCAAAAACAAUUACCAGAGAAAGAAACGCAUCACUUAUUUAACAGGAGUUUGCAGUAUUACUGGAGUGGAGUGGAAAACCUCUUUUUUGGACGCCACACAAGAUUCAGAUAUAAUACUCUCUUUUAAUUCAUAG